Molecule: messenger RNA, 3883 nt
Organism: Myotis daubentonii (Daubenton's bat)
Lineage: Eukaryota; Metazoa; Chordata; Mammalia; Chiroptera; Vespertilionidae
Gene: CDC7
Product: cell division cycle 7
Biological process (GO): protein phosphorylation; mitotic DNA damage checkpoint signaling
Cellular component (GO): nucleus
Molecular function (GO): ATP binding; protein serine/threonine kinase activity
Source: RefSeq, a predicted model, not a curated record
AGGAGCGCCUGGAAGCGCCGAGGCGGGAAGUGUUGCGCAGGCGCGUUUGGCAGAGUCGCUAGGACGUGAGCUCUCGGAGACGGCGACCCAGGCAGCUGGGGAGCCACAGAAGUCGUAUUCCCUUAAACUCUGCCGGGCUCCCCCUGUGGACAUGACCCCUUAGCUGGCGUUUUGCACCCCAGUUGUUUUGUGAUGGAGGCGUCUUUGGGGAUUCAGGUGGACGAGCCUAUGGCUUUCUCUCCCCUGCGGGGCCGGUUACAGGUGGACGGCUCUUUAAAAAAAUGUGAGCAGAAUUUUAAACUACCAGGUGUUAAAAAAGAUAUUGAGAAGCUUUAUGAAGCUGUACCACAGCUCCGUAAUGUGUUUAAGAUAAAGGACAAAAUUGGAGAAGGCACUUUCAGCACUGUUUAUUUGGCCACAGCACAGUUACAAGUAGGACCUGAAGAGAAAAUUGCUCUAAAACACCUAAUUCCAACAAGUCAUCCUAUAAGAAUUGCAGCUGAACUUCAGUGCCUAACGGUGGCUGGGGGGCAAGACAAUGUCAUGGGAGUUAAAUGCUGCUUUAGGAAAAAUGAUCAUGUGGUUAUUGCUAUGCCAUAUCUGGAGCAUGAAUCCUUUUUGGAUAUCUUGAAUUCCCUUUCCUUUCAAGAAGUACGGGAAUAUAUGUUCAAUCUGUUCAAAGCUUUGAAACGCAUUCAUCAGUUUGGUAUUGUUCACCGUGAUGUUAAGCCCAGCAAUUUUUUAUAUAAUAGGCGCCUGAAAAAGUAUGCCUUGGUAGACUUUGGUUUGGCCCAAGGAACCCAUGAUACGAAAAUAGAACUUCUCAAAUUUGUCCAGUCUGAAGCUCAGCAGGAAAGUCGUUCAGAAAAUAAAGUCCAUGUAAUCACCGGAAACAAGAUUCCAUUAGGUGGCUCCGCAGCACCUAGGGAGCUGGAUCAGCAGCCCACCACAAGAACUUCUGUUAAAAGGCCCUACACACACGCGCAGGUUCAGCUUAAACAAGGAAAAGAUGGAAAGGAUGGCUCUGUAGGCCUUUCUGUCCAGCGCUCUGUUUUUGGAGAAAGAAAUUUCAAUAUACACAGCUCCAUUUCACAUGAGAGCCCUACAGUGAAACCUGUGAAGCAGUCAAAGGCUGUGGAUGUAUUCUACAGAAAGUUAGCAACAAAAAAGAAGGCUGUUUCUGCCAAAGUUAUGAAUAGUGGUGUGAUGAAGAAAACUACCAGUUCUUGCCCAAUUAGCCUGACCUGUGACUGUUAUGCAACAGAUAAAGUUUGCAGUAUUUGCCUUUCAAGGCGGCAACAGGUUGCCCCUAGGGCAGGUACACCAGGAUUCAGAGCGCCAGAGGUCUUGACAAAGUGCCCCAAUCAAACUACAGCUAUUGACAUGUGGUCUGCAGGUGUCAUAUUUAUUUCUUUGCUCAGUGGACGAUAUCCAUUUUAUAAAGCAAGUGAUGAUUUAACUGCUUUGGCUCAAAUUAUGACAAUUCGUGGAUCCAGAGAAACUAUCCAGGCUGCUAAAACUUUUGGCAAAUCAAUAUUGUGUAGCAAAGAAGUCCCAGCACAAGACUUGAGAAAACUCUGUGAGAAGCUCAGAGGCUCAGAGGCUAACAUUCCCAAAUUAACCAGUGAUAUACAAGGGCCUGCUUCUCAUGACCCAGCUUUUUCAGAGAAGACUGACCAGAAAGCUGCUCGCCUCAUACAAACACCUCAAGCACAGCACUCGGGGAACUUGUUGUGUAAAGGGAACAGGAGUGGCUGUUGGGGGUGUUUGGAUGCGCACACUGCCGAUCUAGAAGGCUGGGACGCGGUACCUGAUGAAGCUUAUGACCUGCUUGAUAGACUUCUGGAUCUAAACCCAGCUUCAAGGAUAACAGCAGAAGAAGCUUUGUUGCAUCCUUUUUUUAAAGAUCUGAGUUUAUGAUUACUUAGUUCUUCACUUACUGUUUGCUGUUGUGGAUUGUGAGGGCAGGGUGGGGCGGGGGGCGGGGUAAAGAGGUCUUUGUAGAGCCGUAAGUUCUUGAUUAGAGACCAGGGCAGGAUGAAUAAUUUAUUUAAAAAUUUUAGUAUUUCCUCUAUUGGAAGAUUCUAAAAUAAGGAUUAAGAUUCUUUAAGGUGCCUGGGGUACUUUUUUGGACAAACAGCAUGAUCUUUGAGUUGGAUCUACCCCCAGGAGAAUCAGUUUUUUAAUUUCUGUAAUUGUCAUUGACUUAUGCUGAAGGAGCAUAGUACUUGGCAGUUCAAGGUGCAAGUCUGAAAAUGGGUGGGUGUGAUAGGGAUUAAAUGGGCUUCUUCAUACUAUGAGCUAUGUGUCCUUUUGGAAAACUCAACCUGGUACUGGUGCUCUCUCCAUUCUGUAGAUUAAGACAAUUUCCUCCUCGAGGCAUAUAUUAUGCCUUUUAUGAACACUAAAAGAAAUAAUGAGAAAAUGUUUAAGGGAGAUAUCACUUAAAAUUGAAUUUAUCUGUUAAAAAAGUAUUCUGUGGAAGCAUUUAUUGUAUGAAUUGCCUUUUAAAAAAAAAAGUUUUCUCCCUUGAUUUUUAUGCCUUUUCUAUGCCCACCUUACACAUUCUUCUUGAAAAUUAUAUGGUGAUUUCCACAAAGUUUCUGGGUGCAUUGUUAAAUAUUGUAUAUGUUUACAGUUAGAAACUUAAAAUAAUGCAUAUACUGGUUGAUAAAUGGAAGCUACAGGUCCAAGCUACAGGACCAAGAUAAUCCAACAUGCUUUUCUUUUUUUAAAAAUUAAAUACUGUAGAAAAUAUUAGAUAUGUCCUCCUUUUUUUCCCAACUACCCCUUCUAGCCCGCACCCACCACCCGCCUCAGGCAAAAGUAUUUCUCUCAAUGUGUAUGCCCUUUUUUACCAUCUUAGGCAGGGGUCCUCAAACUACGGCCCGAGGGCCACAUUCAGCCCGCCGAAAGGCCUGCUGGGUGUUUUUGCCACCGCUGCCUGUUGCUUAGCAGCCGACUCAUCCAGGGCCCGCAGUGCGCAUGUGUGGAAUGUGUGCCGCACUCUCCCAAUCCCCUCCUUCUCUCUGUCUCUGGACUCCUCUCAGUCUCGGGUGUGAUCGGAGGAGUCAUGAGCUUACCUGUGCAGAGCCUGCUGCUGCCUGAGGACCGAGUUAAGAACAAGUUAGGAUUUUUUUUUUUUUUGAAGUUAGGAGGGCUAUUUUUUUUUUUAUUUUGCAGUUAGUAGGGCCUUUUUUUUUUGAAGUUAGGAGAGCCUUUAAGUUUUGUUUUUUUACUUCAAAAUAAGAUGUGCAGUGUGCAUAGGAAUUUGUUCAUAGUUUUUUUUUAAACUAUAGUCCGGCCCUCCAACGGUCUGAGGGACAGUGAACUGGCCCCCUGUUUAAAAAAUUUGAGGACCCCUGAUCUUAGGUAUAAUUAGAUAGGUGCUAAAAGGAAGAGUGAACACAGAGACUAUUAUGGAGAUUUUUUAUCUGCCUAGAUCCGUCCCAAUCUCUAUAUCCUGUUUUAACUAAAUUGGUCCUGCUCAGAGAAGGUUGAUUACUGAUUCUUGACGGAUGGGAAGAGAGAUAAUGAAGUAGGCAAAGCAAAAAAGGACCAAAGAGAGGUUUAUGUAUUACUACAUUCUAAACUGAUAUCUAUCAAUGACAGUAUAUCAAACUUUCUAUGGGAAAUAAGUCAGGAUGCAGAUGUGUUAAGAAGUUUCCCAUCAUUAGAAGUCAUAGAGUAUAGAACCAGCUUAGGGACAUACGACAUUCAUUUUAUUUUGAACAUUGAAGUUAGUAGUACAUCUACCUACUCUAUUUGGCAAGUAUAGUGUGUAUAUAAACCAUUAUCAUUGAUCCGCUCUGUCUUAUGCUGUAAUCUUUAAAAAAAAACUUGGUUUUUUUUGGUAUGUUUAAUAAAGUUAUCCUUUCAUAAA